UCGUGCCAAGUUUUUAUGGCUCGAAGCGUGGCAUAUGUCAUACUGAUGAAACAGUUGGUAAGAGCUGUGAGACCACUAGUACUCUUACAAACAUACAGCUGUAAAUAUAUUCCGCACCGACAAGUUUUCAGGAAUUUUUGCUCCAGCGGUGUACGUUCUACAGGAUCAUCGACUAACUGGGGCUCCAAUAAGAGGAAGUCAUACAGUCAUCCACCGAGGAGUGAAUUUGUCAUGUCGGACCCCGAAAUUGAAGCUCUGCUAGCUCCAUUGAGAGCGUCAGUGAAGGAACAGGGGGACCUGGUACGUAAACUAAAGUCGGAGAAAGCCCCGGAUGUAGACGUCCAGAAAGCUGUAGCUGAGUUGAAACAUAGGAAGCAAGCCUUGGAGGCUAAGGAACUGGCAUUGUCUCCAAAAGAUGACUUUGACAGGGCCAAAUUGGAAGAUUUACUCAUACAGAAGUUUUUCUUCGACCAGUCCUUCUCGAUAUAUGGAGGUGUAAAUGGCCUGUACGACUUUGGUCCCAUGGGAUGUGCUGUUAAGGCAAAUCUCAUCCAGUUAUGGAGGAACUUCUUUGUGCUGGAAGAACAAAUGCUGGAGGUGGACUGCUCCGUGCUGACUCCAGAAACAGUCCUCAAAGCAUCCGGCCACGUGGAGAGAUUCCAGGAUCACAUGGUGAAGGACCUGAAGAGUGGGGCUUGUUUCCGUGCCGACCACUUAGUGGAAGGUUUCUUUGAGAAGGUGUUGAGUGACAAGAAAAUGGCAGCAGAGAAGAAAGAGGAGAUCCGACAGAUUAUGCCUAAAAUAGAGGCUAUGACCAAAGAGGAGCUUGGCGUGUUGAUACGCAAGUAUGAGAUGAAGUCCCCUGUGACAGGGAAUGAUGUCAGUGACCCCAUGGAGUUCAACCUCAUGUUUGGCACAUCUAUAGGGCCCACUGGUCAGAUGAAAGGAUUCCUUCGACCAGAAACUGCUCAGGGUAUUUUUGUAAACUUCAAACGCUUGCUGCAGUUUAAUCAGGGAAAAUUACCAUUUGCAGCAGCUCAAAUUGGUAAUGCCUUCAGAAACGAAAUCUCACCAAGAUCAGGUCUUCUACGAGUAAGAGAAUUUACGAUGGCAGAAAUUGAGCAUUUCUGUGACCCUGAGUUGAAGUCAACUCAUCCGAAGUUUGAUACGGUGGCUGAUCUAGAGUUGACUCUGUACACAGCCUGUAACCAGAUGGAUGGCAAGGCACCAGAAAGGAAGAAGAUUGGUGAUGCUGUGAAGGAGAAACUGAUCUCCAACGAGACAUUGGGCUACUUUAUCGGGCGGAUAUACCUAUUUAUGAUAAAGAGUGGUAUAGAUCCCAAGCGCCUACGGUUCCGUCAGCACAUGUCCAACGAAAUGGCUCAUUACGCCAAGGACUGUUGGGACGGAGAAUGUAAAACUUCUUACGGCUGGAUAGAAUGUGUGGGGUGUGCAGACCGAUCCUGUUACGAUUUGACCCAACAUACCAAGGGUACCGGGGUAAAACUGGUGGCAGAGAGAAAGUUGUCUGAAGCUAAAACCAUUGAUGUCACAGAGUGUGUACCCAACAUGAAACUCAUGGGAAAAGCCUUCAAGAGAGAUGCCAAAGAUGUUUCCUCCCACCUGACUGGUCUAUCCACAGAGGAUAUAGAUAGUCUAGAAAAAAGUCUCAAAGAAAAUGGGGAAGCUUCUAUAGACGUGAACGGUAAACCAUUUACUGUGAAAUCUGACAUGCUGGAGAUCAAGCGCUACCCAAAGACAGUUCACGUUGAAGAGAUUAUGCCAUCUGUGAUAGAACCAUCAUUCGGAAUUGGACGAGUCAUGUAUUCUAUAUUUGAACACAAUUUUAAGAUAAGAGAAGGAGAUGAACAGAGAACGUACCUGUCUCUACCAGCCCCUAUAGCUCCAUACAAGUGCUCCGUCCUGCCUCUCAGCUCAAAAGCAGAACUACAGCAUUUUGUCAAACAGCUCUCGAUGGCGUUAACGAAAUGUGACAUAUCCCAUAAAGUGGACGACAGUAGUGGUUCCAUCGGUCGGCGAUACGCUCGCACAGACCAGAUCGCCAUCCCUUACGGAAUUACAGUGGACUUUGACACACUGAAGUCGACCCCUCCUAGUGCCACGCUGAGGGACAGGAACUCCAUGAAACAGAUACGAGCCCCUAUUGAAGAGUUACCAGAGAUUGUACGAGACUUGUCUAACGGCCGUAGGACAUGGCACGACGUGUAUAACAACUAUCCAGUCUUUGAACAGCAGGAAAACUGAAUGGACACUUGGCUUUACAAUGGUGUACAGAGCUACUGGACCAACAUCAUUGUCCUCUCAUGGCUCUACUUAAACAUUUAUUUAAUGAUGUCGGGCAGGAAUCAUUCAGCAUAAUGGUGAUGUUUCUAUUUCUACUGGAAUGAAAUUUUUACCUGGACAAAAUGUUUGAAAUUCAGUGGAAUGAUCACCGAUAUCAUUCAAACUUUGAACAAAUGAUUAUGGUGCCAUUAUGUGGUUUGAAUUUUAAUCAGUGAAAAUAGAAAUAGCUACAUAUUAUGGAAAGCUUUAGAACGGGGUAUAGUGGUAUCAUUUUGCAUAGUACCUGUCCUGACACGAUACUGGUUGAGCUUCAGAUUUAAAAGCUAUAGGUGUUGGCCAAUUUGUGAUAUAAAUGUCAUACAAUUUCUGACAGCACAUUUAGACGACUGUUAAAUAAACGCUUUAUACUCCUGUUAAUGAAUAUUUACAAGAUAUUUUACACACUCAUGAAAAGUGCUGAAAUUCUGCUGGAA
This is a messenger RNA of Pecten maximus, 2777 nucleotides long. RefSeq names its product glycine--tRNA ligase-like. Gene Ontology annotation, cellular component: mitochondrion; cytoplasm. Gene Ontology annotation, biological process: mitochondrial glycyl-tRNA aminoacylation. The transcript has 17 exons. NCBI's taxonomy places the organism in Eukaryota, Metazoa, Mollusca, Bivalvia, Pectinida, Pectinidae. The record is from RefSeq and is a predicted model, not a curated record. Gene Ontology annotation, molecular function: glycine-tRNA ligase activity; ATP binding. The coding region runs from base 16 to 2265 and encodes 749 amino acids.